Salmo salar (Atlantic salmon) is the source of this 6185-nucleotide messenger RNA. NCBI's taxonomy places the organism in Eukaryota, Metazoa, Chordata, Actinopteri, Salmoniformes, Salmonidae. The record is from RefSeq and is a predicted model, not a curated record.
UUCAGCGGUUGAAGUGCUGGUUUUGGUAACCGCCUCCUUUACGCUUGGAAGGGAGACGAAGGGGGGAGCUUUCUUCGGAUCAAAGGCUAGUGUGGCGCUGUUGCCGUAGGAUGUACUGAGUGCAGCCUGCUGCUUUCUUUACGGACGCUUCUUGUAUCGUCUGGAAAUCGCUGAUUUCUGGAUUAUAAAUACAUUUGAUGUUUUUCAAUCCCAACUCAAUGCAGAGAAAUGGGUAAACUUCACUCGAAACAUGCUGCGAUUUGUAAACCGAGGGAAAGUCCGGAGGGCGACAGUUUUGUAGUUAAUGCCUGUUUGGCAAGGAAAGGAAUUGACGAUUGGCUCGUGAAACAGAAAUACUAUUGCACGGGCUCGCGGCUUGAGCAACAAGACUGUCACCACACGAAUAAGUGCGGCUUGUCUACUCGGGGAUAUCUUUUAAAGCAGCGUACACAUGGAGAGGCUCUCCUGUUACUUACCCUGUCUGCUGCAGACUGCUCUACUGGCUGCCUCUCAAAGGCAAAGCAGGGGGAUUUGUUGGACAAGGCGUGUGCAGAGGGGAUCAGUGAUGAACAUUACCGUUUAGAAGUGGCUCUGCCCCCGGAGAAGACGGUGGACAGUUGCUGUGUGGAGGAGAAGAUGCAGGGGAGAGGGAGCCAGGCGCCCACAGGGACACAGAAACAGCUCCAGUUUGAAGAGCUUGAGUGUGCCGUCUCUGUAGAGGAAGACAACAGACAGGAGUGGACGUUCACGCUGUAUGAUUUUGACAACAAUGGCAAGGUCACCAGAGAGGACAUCACCAGCCUGCUCCACACCAUCUAUGAGGUGGUGGACACGUCGGUCAACCAUUCCCCCAGCAGCAGCAAGACACUGCGGGUCAAGCUCUCCGUGGCCCCCGACUCCAGCCAGCGCUGGCAGAGCUGCACACAGGGCACCGCAGACAUGCCCCACCCCAGAACCAAGACUGACAAGUGCAUUGAAGACCUUAAAAGUGCAGAGAAGAAGUCUCGAGCCCUCCUCAGGCGCCAUCACAGUGACCACCACACUAUCCAGCACCAGGUUCUGACCCAGCAGGGUCAGGGUCAGAGUCGGGGCUGCCAGCGCCACUGUGUGGAUGAGAACCUGGAGCGCAGGAACCACUACCUAGAUCUGGCCGGCAUCGAGAAUUACACAUCCCGCUUUGGAGCAGCCCCCACCACAGAGCCUGUGAAAGCAGAGCCACAGACCCGACCAUCGAACCAGACCAGGUCUCGCUCUCAUGAACCAGAGAAUGGCCACACCUACUCCCACCACCGUCGCUCACAGGUGGCCAUGGAGAGCAGCGCUGCCCCAGGCCCUGACACCCUUUGUCCCCCAAGACCGAGUAAAGACUCAGGUAAACACGCUCUGCGCUCCCCCAAGACCCACAGCCGCACGCACCCCACACAGACCACCACGGGCAGGGUGAUGAGGAGCAGAGGGGCCCCACCUCCCCCGGCCCUACCCAGCCAGGCCCCCCCUCACCAGUCCUCAGCCCCCUACCGCAGGCACAAGCAGAGGGCCAAGGAGGGCCAACAGCAGUACCGGGCCCUGGGGGCUCCAGUGGGGUCUGUGGUGGAGAAGGAGCAGGUGAGGGUCCUACCCAGUGUGCUCCUCUAUGAAGGAGGGCUGGCCCAGAUGGUUCAGAGGCACGAGCAUCAUCACCACCAUGAACACCACCACCACUACCACCAUUUCUACCAGUCCUGAGCCAGCCAGCCAGCUCUCUGCCCUGCUGCCCCUGGCCCCUGAGCACCUUCUCACAGCCCCACCUCAACCUGGGUCCGCUGCCAGGCCAGUAGACUCUACAGACAGACAGGCCCCUCCCACACAGCACAGUAACAGCACAGCCAGAACUGUGUCACUGUCAGGGGGAGUUGGGUCUUGCAUGGCCCUGUGGGCUAAGAGGACGGGACAUCAAGAGGAGUUGGACAGACAGCGGGAGGUGCAGGGUGAAGAGGGUUAUUAUGGGGUUGUCCAGGCAUGAAGAGUCCCUGUGAGGCAGCAGGACAGUGUCUUGGUCUUCAGGCGUGCCAGGAACCAGGAGCAGGACAGGGCAGAGGGAUGUAACAGGGGAGCCUGAGAGGAACAGAAGGAGAAAAGAGACUUGGCUGUAUGGACUCUCAUCCCUCUGUCUGGUUCCAUGAAACCCUCUACUCUGAAAAACUAGCUGACUUCAAAGCCAUACUGGCACUGCCAUCCUCACAGACCUCUACGUUUUGGGGAAGGGGAAUCAGAGGUGAAGGGCUGGUUUGGAUGGAAAGACUGAUGUAAAAAGAAAAAAUAUAUAUGAUGCUCAGUGUCCAGUGAGUUUGUGUUAGAGAGUGCGUGCGUGCGAAAGAGAAAAAUGUGUACAUUUGUGUGUAUGAAUAUACUGUGUGUGUGUGUGUGUGUGUGAGAGAGCAUGUGUGCAUUGGUUUAUAUGAAUAUUUGCGCGUGUGUGUGUGUGGUGUGGUGUCUGUGUGCAUGUAUUACCUGUCUGCUGUGACACCCCUGUCGCCACUGAAAAGCACUUGUGGGUGCAGUUGCAUUGGAGACACUUUGGGCUGUCAGAACAGAGGACUGACAGGCAUUGGCUGGAUAUGAUGAAGACAAGAUCAUCCAGCUCCUGAAUCUCACAUGCAAUACAGGACCCUCCCUGAGAGAACGAUGUUGAAAUGGUCAGUGAGAAUAGAAGACUGUAAUCAGCUGCUACCUCUAGUGUUAUUAAUGGAAUUGUUGGUAUUAUUGUUAUUAAUCAGAUGCUAUUUUUCAGUUACAUUUUGUUUUAUUUUUUAAAGAUGAUACAAUCUGCAAUAAUGUAGUGUUGAAAUGUUCCUACAUGUUUUACCUACAUAUUGUAUGUACAUAUAUUAUCAACAUUAUAAGAUUUAUUUAUAAUGUGACAUUUUGUAUCAACAAUCUACAUUUGUUUCUCACUCAACCCCAUUUUCCUGAUGUACACUAUCGAAAGACCACUAUGUAUACAAUUUAGACCAUCAAAGAUACAACUCUCUCCCUCUAAUAUCACCACACACAGUUCUUUCACACAAAUGGUCAGUGUACACCUUCUCAAGUACAUCUCUGCCUUCUGAACAGUGUCUGUCUAAUCGUUGUGGUUAGCAGUUCACAGUAAGGCUCUUUCUCAUUAGCUGAAUCAUAAGUAUGUGAGGGUUGACAAUCCACAGCAGUCCCAUGAGCCUCCAGGUCUGAUCAUAACACAUGACCCUAACCGCUGUCCCCUCAUGAGGCAUCCCCCUGUCCCCAGCUGUCUGCACCCGUUUCACCAGGCCGCCAUCACGCCAUGUGUCUCCAGCACUCAGGCAACAAGGCUCUGUUUAUGAUGCUGGCUGGGCGGGCUGGGCCGGGGUGGAGGCUCUCAGCUGUCUGUCUCAUUCCUCUGGUGCUAGGUGACACCAGGCCCAGCCCACAGGCUCCACCAGGACCAUAACUCACCCUGCUGAAGGCCUGCUGUCGGACAGGCAGCUUCAACCACACAGGACCUCUCAGAUCCUCUCCCACCCUAGGUGAACCAUCAGAACCCUACACCACUGUUUAGGACAGGUCACUACGGUAUGCCUGCAUCUAGUCCAGGAGCUCCUGACCGAGUAUCAUCUGGUCAGGGUAAAGAGGAAAAUACUGUAAUCGGCAAUGUUCACUCUAUUGUUUUUCAUCACUGAGCAAAUUUCAGGUCUGCUGAGCACAAACUUGAACGUUGUGAAAAUUCGAAGUGUGUUUAAUGUGAACAUUGAGGCGGUAACCGCUUUGUUUUAACAGUGGUCAAGUAGGCUACUGUGGCUAUUUCACAAUGUAGACCUACUAGACUGGCCUACCAUCAAAAACAAUGGAGACAAUGCAUCCCAUAAUAUGUCAACAUGGAAAUAGCUGUUCUAUCAUUCAGCCAACAGUAGCAGACAGUGUGUGGUGUUCAAUGUAGGCCUACAUUCCAUGAAACUUUUGAAAAAAACAUGCAGGGCUUGAGAUUAACCUGUUCAUCCAUCUGGCCUUCAGACAAGGUGACUCAAUGUUGUGUUUGAUGCAAGAAUCCACUUUAUAAAAUAAAAUGCAUUGUUAUUCACAAUACCAUUAUUACAGAGAAUCAGGCAACAUAUGCUACCCUCUGCCUAUUGGCUACACUGCUCCUUUAAGACAAAUAUGCAAUUUACCUGACUUUUCAAAGAUGUCUAGUAAUGCACACGAUUUGUGCUCUUGUAGGAAGCAAUCACUCCCCCAUUGCUGACUACAAAUGAUCUAUAACUGGGCUAAUAACUGACUAACUAGCGAAAGAUAUGAACACAUGUACACACGUCGCUACAUGUAGCUCUGGCUUUGAUCUCAAAACAAACUCAUCUACUCACCACCACUCAUGCUGUAGUUCAGUUCAAAAGUGAAUGGCACAGAUCCAUAUAUGGCAAUGGUCUAUUUGCAUAUAGGCCUACUGCAGGUCUGAUUGGUUAUGGUGCACCGGUCUAUGUAGAGUACAGCCUAUGUUGUGCCUGUCAAUGCAAUAAAAUCCUACUCUGAUGCGUUCUGCCUACAACAGAUCUCUUGCAUAGUUUGUUUUGGUAUGUUGCAUUGAAAGUGGCUUAUAUUGUAUUGAUUCGAUCACAAUUCCUACAGUCAACAGAAACAUGUCAAAUAAUGGGGAAAACUCUAGAAAGUUUGUGCUUCUCUGUGUGGACUGAUAUUUCAUCUGCAUGGCAGUCCUGGGGAAGCUGCACGCCCGCUCUCUUGCGCAUCUUAGAGGGAACAUUGGUAGUCAGUAUGAGCUAAUAGACCUCGCUACUGGCUAUGCGUUGUGAGCAGGUGUGAAGAGUUCACAAAUUCCCCUACAGGUGUGUUGAACCUCACACCAGGUGUGUGGACAUCAAAGCCAACUUUCCACUCUGGGUUAUGUAUAGGUUUAGAGCUUUUACUACAAGUUUCCGUUAGUGUGUGUUUUGGGUCAGUUGAGGGAAUCUGGUGCAUUCCAGUCUUGUCCUGAGUUCCAGUGCUGCCUUCUCUCACAUAGCUGCAGACUGUCCAUUAGCAGAGGCACCAGUCAAGCUGGCCUCACCACGGGACACAGUCACCCACCUCAGCCACCCCCAAGGGGAACUCAGCUGCACCCCAUUCCACAGCCCCUCUCCCCCCUGGAACGCUGCCGCUCUGCGAUCUGCUUGGCACUAGCAUCUGUCUGGCCUAGCAUGGCAGCACCCCAUCUGACAGAGCCCAUCUCAACACUAUAACUCAUGUUGUAGUGUUCACACCACUGCAACACCGCAGCUAAACAGUAGAGUGUGUGUGUGUGUGUGUGUGUGUGAGAGAGAGAAGGUGUCUGCAGUGAUCCCCUCAGACAGACACUGUGGCUAAUAGGCAGGGAUCUGCUUGGGUUCUCAUCCUCAGUUAAACUUACAAUCCCUCCCCCCAACACCACAGGCACUAGAUGAAUGGUGCCAUGUGCCUCUAGAGUACUGUGGUAUUAGUGGGGCAGCACUGGAACAGAUAUCUCUAUGGUGUGUCUGAAAUGGAGCCCUAUUCCCUAUAUAAUGUACAACUUUUGACCAGGGCCCAGGGUCUCUGGUCAAAAAUAGUGCACUGUGCCUCUUUAAAGGGACACUCCAGCUUCACCGGCACCUAAAGUUCUGCUCCAGAAUGCUCCACUGUAUCUUCUUCAUCUGUAAAUGUAUUCAGUUUUGGUAUUUACAGACAAGACUGAAUUAAAUGUUCUCACUGUAUUCCAUCACUAAAUUAUGUUUUGUAAAAUUACUGUAUCUACAUGUUAAACUAAUGUAAAUAGUAUAUGGACUGCAGAAAGGUUAUACCAGUAUCGUGUAGAAGGAAUAAACGUAUUUAUAAUAAUUGAAUGACUGAGCGAAUAUACAGUAUUUCUGCCAAGCUAUCACACUUGCCUACUAUUUUGUCACUUCUCUACUGUAUCCGCUGUGCCAAUCAGUGCUAGCAGGGAAGGAUAGUUGUCUCUUUCUCUCACUUCCUUCACUUCUUCUUGGUGAUUGUUGUAAAUGAAACAUGUCUAACACUUGCUGUUCAGUUCCUCAAUAGCAGACCAGACCCUUUCUCUCUUUUCCCUAAUGGCUUUUUCAUUACUUUGUUUAUAUAGACAGUUUUUGAUUAAUUGCUUUAUUUAUUUGAUAGCAGAACUGUGCCGAGGGAGAUACCCUUUCAUUAAAGUAUGAACCUGUUCCCUAGAA